Molecule: messenger RNA, 676 nt
Organism: Tigriopus californicus
Lineage: Eukaryota; Metazoa; Arthropoda; Copepoda; Harpacticoida; Harpacticidae
Product: protein Skeletor, isoforms B/C-like
Exons: 3
Coding region: 128-583 (151 amino acids)
Source: RefSeq, a predicted model, not a curated record
UUAAAAAUUUGGCCAUAUUAGAAGGAAUGCAACCCCCGAAGAACUCACAGUACCAAAUCGUACAUUCUGCUAGAAGGAGCUCAGGCUUAACAGACAGUGAACUCCUUAGUUGCGGCAUCUAUUCAACAUGAAUCAAUCUAUCUUUUUCGUCACUCUUGCCUACUUUCUGGCCUUAACCUUGACCGUCAAUGGCAUGCCUCAAGCCCGUCAAAAUGGAGCGACGAUUGAAGUGACCCCGGUGGGCAACCUUGUGCGCACUCAACAUCGCGUUAGUGGAGAGUUGUACAUCUUCAAUCAGACCCUUCUCAUUUUGGACAAUUUCACCUUCGAUGGCUUGGGCGCUGGUGUUUACAUCAAUAUCGCUACCAAGGGAAAUAACCGUCGGCAAUACAUUCAGAACCGCGAGAUCGUGAACUAUCCGUCUUUGGAGGAUAACACCCCCAUUGAAAGGUCGUACCAGAAGGAGCGUCUCAUCAUCUCUUUGCCUCAGGGCGUUCAAGCCAAGGACAUCAAGUGGCUUUCCAUUUGGUGCGAAAUCUUCGGAGUCAGCUUCGGAGAAGUCACCUUCCCCAAUGAAGUGUAGAGUACCUGCAAGACCCUGACAUAACGUACAUAAUUAUUUAUUGUUGUUUUCAAUAAAUCAAUGUCUACUUUUCAAAGAAAAAGAAACUCAAAA